Harpia harpyja (harpy eagle) is the source of this 3276-nucleotide messenger RNA. It is a transcript of the gene THAP9, whose product is annotated as THAP domain containing 9. Lineage: Eukaryota; Metazoa; Chordata; Aves; Accipitriformes; Accipitridae. The transcript is spliced from 5 exons. The record is from RefSeq and is a predicted model, not a curated record. Bases 69 to 2756 code for a protein of 895 amino acids.
AUGGGCGGGCGCGUGCCGUGCCGGGGUGGGGCGUGGCGGCGGGCCGCGGCCGUGGCGACGGGGCAGCCAUGACGCGGAGCUGCUCGGCGCUGGGCUGUACCGCCCGCGACAACGGGCGGAGCCGGGAGCGCGGCAUCUCCUUCCACCAGUUCCCGGUGGACGCCGCGCAGCGCCGCGAGUGGAUCCGCGCCGUGAACCGCGUGGACCCGCGGAGCCGCCAGGCCUGGCGGCCCGGCCCCGGGGCCAUCCUCUGCUCGCGGCACUUCGCCGAGGCCGACUUCGAGCGCUACGGGCUGCGGCGGAAGCUGCGGCGGGGGGCCGUGCCCUCCCGCUUCCCCCACCCGGAGCCGCUGGGCGCCGGCCGGAGGAGCGGGCCCCCCGUCCGAGCCCUGAAGCAGCCUCUCCCCAGCCCCCUCGCCGGAGUCACCGCCGGGGACCACAACUACAGCCUGAAGGGGCAGCAGGCAGCGGGCGGGGAGGCGCGGCCGCCGCUGGAGCCGCCGCCGCCGCCGCUUCCUGCGGCCGGGAGAUGCUCCCGCGCGCACCGGCCCAGAACGGUGGCGAACAUCCUCCAGGAGCUGGCGGAGAAGCAGCAGCUUUCUGAGGAAAGCGUGAGUUUGCUGCAGGCCCAGUUUUCAGCAGAUUUGCCUUGUGAGUUGCACAGCUGGAGGCAGAUGGCAGAAUACUCACCAGAAAUGAGGCAAUUUGCUUGUAUUCUCCACCUCUACCAUAUUAAGGCCUAUGAUUAUCUACGGAAGAUUUUUCCCCUCCCUCAUCCUUACAGCCUGACAAAUUGGCUGUCUAAUAAUGAGGCUGCUGCAGGCUUCAGCAACGACAUUUUUCUCCGCCUUCAGGAAAAGGUGGAGAGAGGGGAACAGGCCUACUGCUGCUGUGCCCUGAUGGUGCGAGACAUGUCCCUGCAGAAGCAGCAGGAGUGGGACCCACAGACCCAGCGCUUGACAGGCUUUGUUGACUUGGGAGCAGGCAUCCUCGAUGCUGAUGAAGCUCCGCUAGCCUCAGAAGCAAUAAUCCUCAUGGCAGUUGGCAUCUCAAGUCCCUGGACAGCUCCACUUGGCUACUUCUUUGUGAACAGCACAACCGGCCACUUAAUUGCUCAGCUGCUUCGUCAGACUAUCAAUAAGCUGAACAACAUUGGCAUCACGGUGCUGGCUGUGACAUCAGGCGCCACUGCUCAUGGUGCUGAGACUGCCAGAGCUCUGGGGAUCAGGAUAGAUCCUGAAAGCAUUCAGUGCACUUUCCAGCAUCCGCCUGGCUCUGCUCACAGUAUCACAUACUUCUUUGACAUUUGCCAUGUGCUCCAGCUGAUAAGGAAUGCUCUGCAGUGCUUCCAGAAGAUGGAGCGGCUCAGUGACACUGUGCAGUGGCAGCAUGUGGUGGAGCUGGCAGCUUUGCGGGAGCAGAGGGUAUUAGAGCCAUGCAGUCGCAAGUCAGGUGGACCUAGGAGUAAGGAGAGUUACCACCUAAAGAUCAACCUUGCUACCCUGUUGUUCAGCGAGGGUGUUGCUGACGCGCUGGAACACCUCCAGAAGCUGGGCCUGGCCUCAUUCCAGAACUGCAGUGGUACCGUCAAGUUUGUGCGUUUGAUGAGCCAUCUGUGUGACGUAUUUCAUGGCAGAGGUCCCUACAGAAGGGGACUUAAGGAGCCUUUGCUAGCUGGAAAUUACACCAAAAUAACCCACCUCUUUAAUGAGGCCAAGAGCUUCUUCGUCACCUUAACAGACUCUAUGGGGAGAUACGUUAUUAAGAGCAAACGCAAACUAGGAUUUUUGAGUUUCUUGCUCAAUGCCGAAAGCCUCAAGUGGCUUUACACCAACUAUGUGUGUCCAGAAGGCACUCCUUCCCACCAUCUCCUGACCUACGCCUUCAGCCUUGACCCACUGGAGCUCUUUCUGAGGGCCCUCCAGCAAGCCUGCGGCAGCAAUGGUAGCCCCACCUGCAGUGUGUUCCAGGCUGCUUAUCACAAACUGCUAGCUAGCUGCAGCCUGGUGCCAGGCUCACCACACAGCGGUGGCUCAGGCAAUACGAGCUCCUUGGACAUAUCCCUGUCUCGUAGGAGAGAUCUGACCCUUGGCAGCGUUUGUGCUCAAUAUAACCCAGCUCGUGGGAGGACACUGGCAACAGAGUACCCCUAUUGUGCAGGCCUUCUUUUGCAUGGCUCUGCACUGAGUAACGCGCUGACAGACCUAUCGCUGCAUGCACAGAGCAUCACCUGCACUGCGGGCUUCAUUGCUGAGCAAUUAGCCUUUGACUUGCAAUGCGAGACUUGUCUUGCUUCCCUCUUUGAGUCAGAUGAGAGCAGGCUAAGAUGCGGGUCAGUGCUCUAUGUAAAAAAGUUAGGUGGAGUGAGUCUGCCCUCGGCAAGCGUGUACCACAUAACAAGCAUUUCGGAACAAGUCCUAAACCAGUAUGGCAAAGUAGGAGACGACAACAAAAACACCAAGCUAUGGCAUUUGUCUCUAGAACAGAAAGUCUUCCAGGAGCUUCUGGGAGAAAGUCCCCUCUUCCCCACCCUCACGAACCAUUUACUUGAUGGGGAGUUGGGUGUCAACAAUCACUACACAAUCUUAGUAAAGGAAAUAACACGAUGCUACUUAAACAUCAGAACAAACCAUGCCAAACACCUGAACUUGAAAUACCAUUGUGGAAGGCACAGAUUGAAGAGACUGAAGGGAAAACAUUUGUCUCCAUUGCCAUUGGGUAACUGUCAGUCAAGCCUAACCCACACAGGGUCAUGAGUACUCACUGCUGUUCCAAGGAUGGCCAACCCCUACUGAGGCUCAGUGAUGGCCAUAUCUAAGCAAUACAUGUGAGGAAAUGUGGUGUCUUCCCAAGAUUUGGCUGGCAAAACUGGCGUUGAUAAGCAGUGAUGUGUUGGGCCACUGCAAGCCAUCUGAUCAGUUUGGCUAAGCAAAGCAAGAAAGUUCAUCUGAUCCUGUGUUUCAUCUAACAAUCCUGCAAAGCAGCCACAUAUUUCAUGAGAAUCGCGUGGCAGGUCAGGAUGAGGAAUGGUUGCACAAGAUGCCUGGGAAAGUGGUAGGGGACACUGCAAUGCGUCCCCUGGAGGUGCUGGGUGGUUUAGUGCUGUGAUUGCUCUUGCCAGGAGAAAAUUGAUGCAUCUUCCAUGUGACUGGGGGGAUCACAUGUCCUGGCAAUCUGAUUUCACCAAAGCAGAUCUGCUUUAAAAAAGCUGGAGGCAAGAAAGCUUGCAGAGCUUUUACUUAAAAAAGAAAAUAAAGACGUGAAAAGAAAGUAGCA